This is a messenger RNA of Pongo pygmaeus (Bornean orangutan), 2465 nucleotides long. It is a transcript of the gene PRXL2C, whose product is annotated as peroxiredoxin like 2C. NCBI's taxonomy places the organism in Eukaryota, Metazoa, Chordata, Mammalia, Primates, Hominidae. The transcript is spliced from 6 exons. The coding region runs from base 75 to 755 and encodes 226 amino acids. The record is from RefSeq and is a predicted model, not a curated record.
CGCGCCCAGCCUCUGCGCGCCCCGCCCCGCUCCGCGCUGGCAGAGCGGACCCAGGCCCUCCGCUGCCCCGCGUCAUGGCCGCGCCCGCCCCGGUCACGCGGCAGGUUAGCGGCGGCGCCGCCCUGGUCCCGGCCCCAAGCGGCCCCGACAGCGGGCAGCCCCUGGCGGCCGCCGUGGCCGAGCUGCCGGUGCUGGACGCCCGCGGGCAGCGGGUACCGUUCGGCGCGUUGUUCCGGGAGCGCCGCGCCGUGGUGGUGUUCGUGCGGCAUUUCCUGUGUUACAUCUGCAAGGAAUACGUAGAGGAUCUGGCCAAAAUCCCCAAGAGUUUCUUACAAGAAGCAAAUGUCACCCUUAUAGUGAUUGGACAGUCAUCCUACCAUCAUAUUGAGCCUUUUUGCAAACUGACUGGAUAUUCUCAUGAAAUCUAUGUCGAUCCUGAGAGAGAAAUUUAUAAAAGAUUGGGAAUGAAAAGAGGUGAAGAAAUUGCCUCCUCAGGACAGAGCCCCCACAUAAAAUCAAAUCUACUCUCAGGAAGCCUUCGGAGCCUGUGGCGGGCAGUGACUGGCCCUCUCUUUGAUUUUCAAGGAGACCCAGCUCAGCAAGGUGGAACCCUCAUUUUAGGUCCAGGUAACAACAUCCAUUUUAUACACCGCGAUAGGAAUAGGUUGGAUCACAAACCUAUCAACUCUGUUUUACAGCUUGUAGGAGUUCAGCAUGUGAACUUUACAAACGGACCUUCAGUUAUCAAUGUGUGACUUAAAAUGCACUCAGUCACUUUCAACUGGACCUUCUGGAAUGUGACCUUCAAUGCCUAGGUGUAAUAUCCUCGUGCGGUGUCUAACCUGCUGUCCCUUCCCAGCCUUUGAGGAGUUAGGAAAGCAUAAAGGGGGCUUGAACCAGUUGAAUUGCAUGCUGGGAAGCAUCAGUUGUCAAAAUGUGUUAUAUACUUCCAUUUUAUAGCUUUUAACAUUUUAUACAAAAUAACAAAAAUGAAUAUAUAAAAUAUAACUUUAAAAGCUAUAAAAUCAUAAAUACUCUAAAUUAUUAUACAUUAUGGUAUAUUCAGUCAAUGAAAGAUUUUUUUGGCAAUAUAAAUUCUGACGAAGAAUAUAUAAAGGGACGGGAGAGCAACACAAGACCAUUGUAUUCAGUGAAGAAGGCAAAAUAUCAAACCUGUCAACAAUGUAACUGCAUUUUUAUAUGUAUAUAUUUGUAUGCUUAGGAAAAAGACAGGAAAUAAAACACCAAAAUGUUGCCAGUAGGUAUCUCUGUGUUAAGAUUACAGUGUUAUUAUUUUCUUUUCUGUACUUUUCUGUAUUUCCCAACUGUUAUAUAAUAAGCAUGAUUAAUAUUAUAGGGCCAGGAAAAGGUCUUUAAACAUUAUAGGACAAUUUUAUGCCACAUAACAACCUUCACAAAAGAGCAAAAUUAUAUAAGCUAUAGUCUACUUUUCCAUCGUAAUUGCUUUACUCAGAGGAAGUGUGGCAAUCCGAACAUUUCACAUAUAGCCAGUGUCCACAGCACCUUCUGAAACUACAUACUUGCUAUCCGUUUCACUAGGAUUUUGGGGGGUUGGGGGAGCUAUAGAGAAAAAAAAAUUGUUUUAGAUAUUUAAGAUAUGGUUGGUGUGCUUUUUGAAAGGGAACUAUAAUAAUUUUUUUUUUUUUUUGAGACGGAGUCUCACUCUCUUGCCCAGGCUGGAGUGCAGUGGCAUGAUCUCGGCUCACUGAAAGUUCCGCCUCGUGGGUUCACGCCAUUCUCCUGCCUCAGCCUCCCAAGUAGCUGGGGCUACAGGCACCCACCACCACGCCCGGCUAAUUUUUUGUAUUUUUAGUAGAGAUGGGGUUUCACCGUGUUAUAACAGCCAGGAUGGUCUUGACCUCCUGACCUCAUGAUCCGCCCACCUCGGCCUCCCAGUGUGCUAGGAUUACAGGCAUGAGCCACCGUGCCUGGCUUUUUUUUUUUUUUUUUUUUUUGAGUUGCAGUCUUGCUCUGUUGCCCAGGCUGGAGUGCAGUGGCUCAAUCUCAGCUCACUGCAACUUCCACCUCAGCCUCCCAAGUAGCUGGGAUUACAGGCAUGCGCCACCAUGCCUGGCUAAUUUUCUGUUUUUUAGUAGAGAUGGAGUUUCUUCAUGUUGGUCAGGCUGGUCUUGAACUCCCAACCUCAGGUGAUCCGCCUGCCUCAGCCUCCCAAAGUGCUGGAAUUAUAGGCGUGAGCCACCGCGCCCCGCCUAUUUUUCUAGAAUCUUAAUAUGUUUAGUUGGGAAGUGUCCCAGAAAUCCUGAUGAAAAGUAUAGCAAAAUCAGAAUUUUGGUAAUGAUUAGCAAGUACAAUACUGCUUUGAACUCAGUACUUUUAUAUGAAGCAUAUAAAGUUACAAAAAAACUAAUGUAUUCAAAUAUUUGAAUAUAUCUUCAUGUUUGUAUAAUGUUUUUAUUCAAUAAAAAUGAAAUUUCUCAUUUAAA